AUGACAACUAGUGUUGUAUACACAACUACCCCAGAGUCAACUACUGUGGAAGAGACUACUACAGUACGGAGUACCACUGAAGAGAGUACAACAGCUCCUCCAAGUACAACUGAGAAGGCAACUACUCGUGUGACAACUACAAAGGCUCCUUCAACAACUGCCCCACCUUCCACAACUGCUCCACCUCCAACAACUGCCCCACCUUCAACAACCAAGGAGGUGACAACAGUUGUUACAACUACUCCCGAAUCAACCACAAGGGCGGUCACCACAGUGGAAGCUACAACAGAAGCCUCCACUACAGAAGCAGUGACAACUGUUGUUACCAGAACAGCUACUUCUAUAGUUCCAUCAACUACUUUUGCACCAUCAACUACUGAGGAGAUGACAACUAGUGUUGUAUACACAACUACCCCAGAGUCAACUACUGUGGAAGAGACUACUACAGUACGGAGUACCACUGAAGAGAGUACAACAGCUCCUCCAAGUACAACUGAGAAGGCAACUACUCGUGUGACAACUACAAAGGCUCCUUCAACAACUGCCCCACCUUCCACAACUGCUCCACCUCCAACAACUGCCCCACCUUCAACAACCAAGGAGGUGACAACAGUUGUUACCACUACUCCUGAAUCAACCACAAGGGCGGUCACCACAGUGGAGGCUACAACAGAAGCCUCCACUACAGAAGCAGUGACAACUGUUGUUAAUAGAACAGCUACUUCUAUAGUUCCAUCAACUACUUUUGCACCAUCAACUACUGAGGAGAUGACAACUAGUGUUGUGUACACAACUACCCCAGAGUCAACUACUGUGGAAGAGACUACUACAGUACGGAGUACCACUGAAGAGAGUACAACAGCUCCUCCAAGUACAACUGAGAAGGCAACUACUCGUGUGACAACUACAAAGGCUCCUUCAACAACUGCCCCACCUUCCACAACUGCUCCACCUCUAACAACUGCCCCACCUUCAACAACCAAGGAGGUGACAACAGUUGUUACCACUACUCCUGAAUCAACCACAAGGGCGGUCACCACAGUGGAAGCUACAACAGAAGCCUCCACUACAGAAGCAGUGACAACUGUUGUUAAUAGAACAGCUACUUCUAUAGUUCCAUCAACUACUUUUGCACCAUCAACUACUGAGGAGAUGACAACUAGUGUUGUGUACACAACUACCCCAGAGUCAACUACUGUGGAAGAGACUACUACAGUACGGAGUACCACUGAAGAGAGUACAACAGCUCCUCCAAGUACAACUGAGAAGGCAACUACUCGUGUGACAACUACAAAGGCUCCUUCAACAACUGCCCCACCUUCCACAACUGCUCCACCUCCAACAACUGCCCCACCUUCAACAACCAAGGAGGUGACAACAGUUGUUACCACUACUCCUGAAUCAACCACAAGGGCGGUCACCACAGUGGAAGCUACAACAGAAGCCUCCACUACAGAAGCAGUGACAACUGUUGUUAAUAGAACAGCUACUUCUAUAGUUCCAUCAACUACUUUUGCACCAUCAACUACUGAGGAGAUGACAACUAGUGUUGUGUACACAACUACCCCAGAGUCAACUACUGUGGAAGAGACUACUACAGUACGGAGUACCACUGAAGAGAGUACAACAGCUCCUCCAAGUACAACUGAGAAGGCAACUACUCGUGUGACAACUACAAAGGCUCCUUCAACAACUGCCCCACCUUCCACAACUGCUCCACCUCCAACAACUGCCCCACCUUCAACAACCAAGGAGGUGACAACAGUUGUUACCACUACUCCUGAAUCAACCACAAGGGCGGUCACCACAGUGGAAGCUACAACAGAAGCCUCCACUACAGAAGCAGUGACAACUGUUGUUAAUAGAACAGCUACUUCUAUAGUUCCAUCAACUACUUUUGCACCAUCAACUACUGAGGAGAUGACAACUAGUGUUGUGUACACAACUACCCCAGAGUCAACUACUGUGGAAGAGACUACUACAGUACGGAGUACCACUGAAGAGAGUACAACAGCUCCUCCAAGUACAACUGAGAAGGCAACUACUCGUGUGACAACUACAAAGGCUCCUUCAACAACUGCCCCACCUUCCACAACUGCUCCACCUCCAACAACUGCCCCACCUUCAACAACCAAGGAGGUGACAACAGUUGUUACCACUACUCCUGAAUCAACCACAAGGGCGGUCACCACAGUGGAGGCUACAACAGAAGCCUCCACUACAGAAGCAGUGACAACUGUUGUUAAUAGAACAGCUACUUCUAUAGUUCCAUCAACUACUUUUGCACCAUCAACUACUGAGGAGAUGACAACUAGUGUUGUGUACACAACUACCCCAGAGUCAACUACUGUGGAAGAGACUACUACAGUACGGAGUACCACUGAAGAGAGUACAACAGCUCCUCCAAGUACAACUGAGAAGGCAACUACUCGUGUGACAACUACAAAGGCUCCUUCAACAACUGCCCCACCUUCCACAACUGCUCCACCUCCAACAACUGCCCCACCUUCAACAACCAAGGAGGUGACAACAGUUGUUACCACUACUCCUGAAUCAACCACAAGGGCGGUCACCACAGUGGAAGCUACAACAGAAGCCUCCACUACAGAAGCAGUGACAACUGUUGUUAAUAGAACAGCUACUUCUAUAGUUCCAUCAACUACUUUUGCACCAUCAACUACUGAGGAGAUGACAACUAGUGUUGUGUACACAACUACCCCAGAGUCAACUACUGUGGAAGAGACUACUACAGUACGGAGUACCACUGAAGAGAGUACAACAGCUCCUCCAAGUACAACUGAGAAGGCAACUACUCGUGUGACAACUACAAAGGCUCCUUCAACAACUGCCCCACCUUCCACAACUGCUCCACCUCCAACAACUGCCCCACCUUCAACAACCAAGGAGGUGACAACAGUUGUUACCACUACUCCUGAAUCAACCACAAGGGCGGUCACCACAGUGGAAGCUACAACAGAAGCCUCCACUACAGAAGCAGUGACAACUGUUGUUAAUAGAACAGCUACUUCUAUAGUUCCAUCAACUACUUUUGCACCAUCAACUACUGAGGAGAUGACAACUAGUGUUGUGUACACAACUACCCCAGAGUCAACUACUGUGGAAGAGACUACUACAGUACGGAGUACCACUGAAGAGAGUACAACAGCUCCUCCAAGUACAACUGAGAAGGCAACUACUCGUGUGACAACUACAAAGGCUCCUUCAACAACUGCCCCACCUUCCACAACUGCUCCACCUCCAACAACUGCCCCACCUUCAACAACCAAGGAGGUGACAACAGUUGUUACCACUACUCCUGAAUCAACCACAAGGGCGGUCACCACAGUGGAGGCUACAACAGAAGCCUCCACUACAGAAGCAGUGACAACUGUUGUUAAUAGAACAGCUACUUCUAUAGUUCCAUCAACUACUUUUGCACCAUCAACUACUGAGGAGAUGACAACUAGUGUUGUGUACACAACUACCCCAGAGUCAACUACUGUGGAAGAGACUACUACAGUACGGAGUACCACUGAAGAGAGUACAACAGCUCCUCCAAGUACAACUGAGAAGGCAACUACUCGUGUGACAACUACAAAGGCUCCUUCAACAACUGCCCCACCUUCCACAACUGCUCCACCUCCAACAACUGCCCCACCUUCAACAACCAAGGAGGUGACAACAGUUGUUACCACUACUCCUGAAUCAACCACAAGGGCGGUCACCACAGUGGAAGCUACAACAGAAGCCUCCACUACAGAAGCAGUGACAACUGUUGUUAAUAGAACAGCUACUUCUAUAGUUCCAUCAACUACUUUUGCACCAUCAACUACUGAGGAGAUGACAACUAGUGUUGUGUACACAACUACCCCAGAGUCAACUACUGUGGAAGAGACUACUACAGUACGGAGUACCACUGAAGAGAGUACAACAGCUCCUCCAAGUACAACUGAGAAGGCAACUACUCGUGUGACAACUACAAAGGCUCCUUCAACAACUGCCCCACCUUCCACAACUGCUCCACCUCCAACAACUGCCCCACCUUCAACAACCAAGGAGGUGACAACAGUUGUUACCACUACUCCUGAAUCAACCACAAGGGCGGUCACCACAGUGGAAGCUACAACAGAAGCCUCCACUACAGAAGCAGUGACAACUGUUGUUAAUAGAACAGCUACUUCUAUAGUUCCAUCAACUACUUUUGCACCAUCAACUACUGAGGAGAUGACAACUAGUGUUGUGUACACAACUACCCCAGAGUCAACUACUGUGGAAGAGACUACUACAGUACGGAGUACCACUGAAGAGAGUACAACAGCUCCUCCAAGUACAACUGAGAAGGCAACUACUCGUGUGACAACUACAAAGGCUCCUUCAACAACUGCCCCACCUUCCACAACUGCUCCACCUCCAACAACUGCCCCACCUUCAACAACCAAGGAGGUGACAACAGUUGUUACCACUACUCCUGAAUCAACCACAAGGGCGGUCACCACAGUGGAAGCUACAACAGAAGCCUCCACUACAGAAGCAGUGACAACUGUUGUUACCAGAACAGCUACUUCUAUAGUUCCAUCAACUACUUUUGCACCAUCCACUACUGAGGAGAUGACAACUAGUGUUGUGUACACAACUACCCCAGAGUCAACUACUGUGGAAGAGACUACUACAGUACGGAGUACCACUAAAGAGAGUACAACAGCUCCUCCAAGUACAACUGAGAAGGCAACUACUCGUGUGACAAUUACAAAGGCUCCUUCAACAACUGCCCCACCUUCCACAACUGCUCCACCUCCAACAACUGCCCCACCUUCAACAACCAAGGAGGUGACAACAGUUGUUACCACUACUCCUGAAUCAACCACAAGGGCGGUCACCACAGUGGAGUCUACAACAGGUAAGGCUUUUAUCAAUAAGGUGCCUGAUUCGGGAUCAGUAAAUCAUUUCAGUUAG
This is a messenger RNA of Patiria miniata (bat star), 4953 nucleotides long. Its product is annotated as mucin-2-like. Lineage: Eukaryota; Metazoa; Echinodermata; Asteroidea; Valvatida; Asterinidae. Bases 1 to 4953 code for a protein of 1650 amino acids. The transcript has 26 exons. The record is from RefSeq and is a predicted model, not a curated record.